AUGGCUGGUGGUAGCGAAAAACGGGUAUUCCUCGACAUGUCGGUGGAUGAGAAGCCAGUCGGCCGCAUCGAAAUAAAACUGUUCACGACUGAAGGUUUGAGAAGAAGAGAAAACUGUAAGAGCCGACUGGGUGUUUCAGCUCCGAAAACGUGCGAAAACUUCCGUGCGCUGUGCACUGGAGAGGCCGGAAUGGCUUCGAACAACAAGGCGCGUCUGCACUACAAGGGCAACGAAAUGCACCGAAUCGUGCGGAAAUUUAUGAUUCAGGUGCUGAAAAUUUAUAGGAUUCUGGAGGGAAACGGUAGAAAAUUCAGGGCGGAGACAUCACCGAAGGAGAUGGAAGAGGCGGCUAUUCGAUCUACGGUCGGUACUUUGACGACGAGAAAUUCCGACUGAAACACUCGAAACCGUAUCUUCUGUCGAUGGCUAACAAGGGACCGAACUCGAACUCUUCGCAGUUCUUCAUAACGACUGCGCCGGCGCCCCACUGCAAUGAUAAGCACGUCGUCUUCGGAGAGGUCAUCAAGGGCCAGGACGUCGUCGAUCUCAUCGAGAAUCUCGAAUGCGACGACGGCGCGAAGCCGAAGGUGAAGGUGGUAAUCGCCAAUUGUGGAGAGCUCGUCAAGAAGAAGAAGAUUCUGACGGACGAAGAAGACAAAGCGGCUCUGGAGGCAAAGAGAUUGGAGGAACGAAACAAGAUUCCGGACUGCCCGAAAUCAUGGCUUUAUCGAAAUGAUGGCAAUGAUGAGCGGGAAAAUGAGAACAGAACAAUUCGAAGAAGAGACAGGAGCAGAGAAUCAAGACGGAGAACAUCGAGAAGCAGAGAAAGAAGACGUGAUCGCUAUAAUGUGAGCGAGAACGCAAAACUGAUCAGAAAAAUCCACUUUCAGAGCGGCGACGGCCGGGACAGCUCAUCAAAUAACGGGGGAACCCGUGUUCGUGGACGCGGAACCACCCGAUUUCGUCGCGAGAGAUCGCUGACUCCGGAGCAUUGGAAAAGAAAUGCUCCGAAGGUAUUCAAAUUCACAUCUCCCUUAACUUGAUUUAUUUUCAGAAGUGGGCUAACGUUACCGAACAACCGGAUCUCAUCGGAUCCCAUUCGCCCGCAAAACAAAAAAUAAUAUAG
Molecule: messenger RNA, 1126 nt
Organism: Caenorhabditis sp. 36 PRJEB53466
Lineage: Eukaryota; Metazoa; Nematoda; Chromadorea; Rhabditida; Rhabditidae
Source: the annotation of a GenBank genome assembly